This is a messenger RNA of Gossypium raimondii (Peruvian cotton), 955 nucleotides long. RefSeq lists its product as uncharacterized. Lineage: Eukaryota; Viridiplantae; Streptophyta; Magnoliopsida; Malvales; Malvaceae. The coding region runs from base 156 to 782 and encodes 208 amino acids. The record is from RefSeq and is a predicted model, not a curated record. The transcript is spliced from 3 exons.
UUUUCUCCAAUUCUCGCCACUUUUUCUUUUUUAUUUAGCCUUCAAAUUCAGAUCCUCUCUAAUUUUCCUCUGAUUCUUUCUCAUUGUUAGGGUUUAAUUUUCUUUUUGAUUCCUCCCCCCCCAAAAAAAAAAAACCGUAAAUAAAAAAUAAAUCUAUGUCGAAGAAGAGGAAAUCCGAUGCUACGCGCCUGGACGAGGUGGAUCGGAGCAUGUACACCACCUUCUGCGCCGCUGCUAACUCGCUUUCGCAGCUUUAUUCACAGGCCAUGAACCACCAGCGUCUCUCUUUCCAGGCCGGUGAACGUCACGCCUUGGAGAAACUUUUUCAAUGGAUUUUGGGGCAGCAAGAAGAAGGAUCAAGGGUGACAACAGCUGACAUAGUUGCUUAUUUGCAGAAUGAACUUGAAUAUGGAGCAGAGGAGUCUCCGAUGUCCCCCAGGCUAUCAUUUCAGCAGCAGCAACAGCAACACCCUCAAACUGCAAUGCACAUGAACACUUUAAGUGCUCCUUUUUCAUCUACACCAAUUUCAGCGUCAACAGAUGGACAAGGAGUUCGUUCGGGGGAUUAUCGAGGGAGCCUUCAGCACUACCACUCAGUCCACCACCAGGUUGGUUUCCAUUCAAAUAAUGUUGUUGCAUCUUCUUUUGCUGCCAAUAGACCUCGAAACCAUGAGACCAAUUGCAGUCACCAACAGAAUGGGGGAGGCAAUUCCUCAAUCAGCAAUGAUUGCAUGGACAUGCCUAUGCAUGCUGAGAGUCCAGUCCAUGCACUACCUUUCUGAAUUUCGCUCUGCUUAUGUAAUCGUUCCCUUCCAUAAUUGUUUCUUUCUUCUGGUUUAGAUUUAUUUGUUUUAAGGUAUAGGAAACUCUAAAUUCUCUGCAAAUGUAUUGAGGUUAAAUGUUUAUGUAUCAUUGUAUUAUAUAUUUCUUCAAGGUAGAUAUGGCAAUUUGUUUA